AUGAAUUGCAUGGAAAUCAAUGAACAGUUGCAAGAUUUAGCUGGUAAAGCUGAUGUUGGUGAAAAGGCUGAUUCGCAGAUCAGACGUUUAGCCAACAUGGCUGUGUUUUUAAAUGCCAGAUUAGGAAUGGAAAUUCAGCUGGUAAAUGAGCUGCAGGCUCAAAUCACGGAAACAAAACAGCAAAAACAGCUUCAGUCAGAAGAAAUGGCUAAAUUAAAACAAGAAAAUGAACUUCUUCGAAAUGAACUUGGAAAAGCUAAUGAUGACGCUUUGGUUCAGGAAAAUAAAAAUCUUAAAAGAGAUUUGGAGAUGGUCACAGUAAAACACAAAGCUGCUGAAGCACACGCUAAGAGUCUAAAAGCAGUAUGUGAUGUCACACAGCAGAGACUACAAAGAACUGAAGAAAGUUUAGCUUCAGAGAAAGCUGCCCACAAAGAAGUGAAGAAAAAACUUGAAAAUAAAAGUUCAGAGUUGUGUCAUAUGACUGAGAAGUUUGAUAAACUUCAAAAUUAUCACGCCAGUUGUACACAUAUUCACAAAGAGCAAGUUCAAGUACUUAAAAAACGAAACUCUGAUCUGCAGAGAGCUGCACGCCUGCAAUCUGCUGGUAGUUACAUCACUCAAGGUCAUGAAGGUCAUGGUUCGGAUGAAACACUGCAUGGAGGCGGAGCUACAAGCACGCCUA
Messenger RNA from Austrofundulus limnaeus, 685 nucleotides. RefSeq names its product FK506-binding protein 15. NCBI's taxonomy places the organism in Eukaryota, Metazoa, Chordata, Actinopteri, Cyprinodontiformes, Rivulidae. The record is from RefSeq and is a predicted model, not a curated record.